GGGGUCGGGGAGCCGAGGAGCGGGCACCGGGCAUUUCGCUCCGACCCCCCCUCCCCCGGCGGGCGGGAGAUGGAGGCCUCGGGCCUCACCCUGAAGCUGCUCCUGGUCGGGGACAGCGCCGUGGGGAAGUCCAGCCUCCUGCUGAGGUUCACCGAUGGCUCGUUUGAGCCGUGCCUGAAGCCCACCAUCGGUGUUGAUUUCAAAGUGAAGAAAAUGGUGGUAGAUGGCCACGCAGUGCAGCUUGCAAUAUGGGACACAGCAGGACAAGAGCGCUUUAGAACACUGGCUCCCAGUUAUUACCGAGGAGCUCAAGGGGUUGUUUUAGUGUAUGAUGUUACGAGAAAAGACACUUUCACAGGACUAGAGAGCUGGCUGAAUGAGCUGGAAAUGUAUACCAACAAAAGCAACACUGUGAAGAUGUUAGUUGGCAAUAAAACCGAUAAGCCUGAUCGUGAAGUAGAGAGAAGAGAGGGACUCCAGUUUGCUAGAAAACGCUCGCUGCUUUUUAUAGAGACAAGUGCCAAAACAGAGGAUGGAGUGCAACAUGCCUUUGAGGAACUAGUCAUAAAGAUCCUGCAGACGCCAGGUCUUUGGGAUAAAAGCACAAAGAAGCAGGGAUUCCAGCUAAUGGAAUCUUCGCAGCAGGAGAAAAGCUUAUGUAGUGCAUACUGUCCACUUUCUUAAAUCUACAGGUGCCUUCUGUCCAAGCUGAGUAGACUUCUGAAAAAUAGACUAAGAAAUUUCAGGCACUAAUCAGUGCCUUGUUUGACUUGCCACCAAUUGUGUAGAUCUGAAAACCAAGCUAAUUAGCAAAAUACUCUUUUAUUCCAUAACAAUUUACUUCUCAGUUAUGUGCCUCUGAUAUCUCCAGAUACCAGUAUUAUGCUCUUUUGAUAACUCAGAUUUUUCACUAGUAAAUCAUAGUGCUUCUUAUAUUAUGCUUUCGCAGUACAGCAUCCAACAUGUUCCUUUCCUGAAAUUCCUGCUUUAAAAUAGUAUUCCAUUUUGGAAUAUUAGUGAAAAGCUUAUCUUGCCCAGAAUGACAAUGGAGAUUCUCAGGCAGCCAGCUUCACUUUAAUGUAGUUACCAGCCAGGAGUCAACCUGAGCAGUGACAUUGCUUUUCUAUUUCGCAUGGUUUUAAGCACUGGAAAUUGCUACAUGUCCCCAGAUAACAAGCUGAGUUGCUACUAAACUUUAGGGUUAUAGUAUUCACUAUAAUAUUCAGUAACAUUCUGUAGGAAGAAAAUGCUUCCUCUGUGGUACACUGUAGGUUAUACCUUGCUGCUCUUAAAUACUUGCAUUUCAGAGUCAUCGUUUUGGGCCAGCUUACGGUGUGGGUCCUUCCUUUAGUUUUCUGCAAACCCACGUUUCUGCCCUCAUUCAGCAACUGCAGGGCUAAAACUAUGUUUAAUAUAAAAUGUGCUGGUGAUAGAUGAUUGUCCACUAGCAAGAGUCUGUUGCUACCAGACAGCUGCCUCUUCUUACCUUCCCUCCACCCCCAUUGGACUCGCUGCCUUGUCUUGAAAACAAGCCUUGAGUCAUGGAAGAUGCUAAGCUAGAUUCUGUCUGCUCUUGGUAGCAAUGCCUCUAGGAGACUUUUGGUUGGGUGCUUGCAACACUGUAAAAGUAACCAAAAAUGUAGGGACGGCAUUAAAAGCAUUUAAAAUGUAAGCAGCUUGUAAACAAGUGACAAAUCCAAAGACACUCUUAUUACAGGACACUCAAAUUGGAACAGAAGAGGUCAUCCUUUCUUAGGAUGGGUAUCUUGAUUCAUUGCUAUCUAGUUAAGGUAUAUUAUUAGUAAGAGUGUUUUCCUGAGUAACACCAGUGAUUUUGUCAUGAGUGCUGCUGUACCACUGUUGAAGACAAGGCGUAUAAACUUCAGCUUUGCUUUGGAACUAUUCUAGCUUGUUCUCUAUACAGUGCUCUUCGGAGCUGUUUUCAUCUGUGAAAAGUAUGUGAGUGUAAUUCUCACUAGAGUAAGUGAAUAAAAUGCCUGUCUUGGGUUUUUA
Molecule: messenger RNA, 2013 nt
Organism: Cygnus olor (mute swan)
Lineage: Eukaryota; Metazoa; Chordata; Aves; Anseriformes; Anatidae
Product: ras-related protein Rab-18-B-like
Exons: 7
Coding region: 70-684 (204 amino acids)
Molecular function (GO): GTPase activity; GTP binding
Source: RefSeq, a predicted model, not a curated record